Molecule: messenger RNA, 9036 nt
Organism: Neurospora tetraspora
Lineage: Eukaryota; Fungi; Ascomycota; Sordariomycetes; Sordariales; Sordariaceae
Exons: 3
Coding region: 291-8945 (2884 amino acids)
Molecular function (GO): catalytic activity
Source: RefSeq, a predicted model, not a curated record
GCGCCUGACAUCAUUCCUCGACGUCUCCAUCUUCUCCAAACAACCAACAACACCUCUUCACUUGUCUUUCGUUUCGUUAGGUGCUAAUGGUACCCGGGGUACUGUUGCCACCUACCUUCUACUCUCCUCCGUUUCGUCGUCGUUGAGGUUCCAGUCCUCGUUCAUGAUACCCCUUCCCCUUGUUGUACUCUUAGUUUAAUAUAUUCCUCUUUUGGCCUUUUCACACCUGUGCCACCCCUCCCCUUCCCUCCCCUUCCCUCCCCUUCCCUCCCCUUCCCUCCCCUCUCGCCAUGGAAGACCCUUCGGCGCAAAAGGUCCUCAUCCCGCGCAUAGAUACGCCUUCGACCUGGGUACAGAUCGAGGAGGAAGCUGCCGAGAAUAGGCUACUGUCGGUCGUUGCGCAGGUCCUCGACAUCCCCAGAGAACAAAUCCAGCUCCAUGAAUCCUUCAAAGACUUGGGCGGUGACGACAGGUCCGCCGUGGCCCUGAGGGCCGAGUGUCUGGAGGUUGGCAUUGACAUCAAAGUUUCCGAUAUCCUUCGCUGCCCGACCCUCGCCGAACUCCAAACCUGUAUCAUUCCCAAGUACGAGUACCCCGAGAACAUCGAAAACAUCGAAACCACCAUGGUCCCGGUCGAACCUCUCGAAAUACACAGGCCUGCGAGGCUGCCCGUUACCCGCGAUGCGAAUGCGAUUGCGACAAAACACUCGCGCAACUCGAGCCAGGCCAGCUCCAGCUCGCAAGCUAUACAUAUGACAGAAAUCGAAAAGGCAUUGGGGAAUCAAAAAGAAAUAUCAAGGAUAGCAACGGUGCGGCCAAAGGCAGGCAUACUCGAAGGGAAACUCGUUGCCCUCUUCACCCUCUCCACCACUCACCCCUCUAAAGCCAGUUCAUCCGAUGUCAGCCUGAUAUCCCAGUCCAACUCCAUCUUCGCCGGCACCCAAGUCACCUUUCUCCGAGAAGUCGCCAAAUCCCUUCUCCCACCAGCCAGCCUGCCCGAUAUAUGGAUCGUCUUGGAAAGCAUGCCCCUCACGGAAUGCGGCCUUGUAGAUACUCGACGAUUGCGAACUUGGGUCCAGAACAUGAACCAGCAGCUCUACUACCAGGUGUCCAAUCUCCAGUCCCAAGUGCCGUUGGAAGAGCCCAAGACGGCCAUGGAACGCUCGUUACAGAGGCUGGUAAGCAAGGUGUUGAAUCUCUCCCAGGUCCAGAUUGGGGUCAACCUUUCCUUCUGCCAGCUAGGAGGCGACGAGACGACUGCCAUGGAACUUGUUUCCCGCUGCAAAAACGAAAUUAUGUACAUCAAUCCCUUGGAGGUGCUUGGAUCCAACACCCUCUCCGAGUUGGCCGCCAUUGCCGAGUCUCGAGGCAUCCAGGAAAACCAGUGGGAGGAGGAAACUCGCGACUUCUUCGACCUGUCCCCAAUGCAGCAUUUAUAUUUCGAGUCCUCUAUGGGCGGAGACCUGAACCGCAGAUCUGCUGGCGAUGGGAGUUACCGCUUCAACCUAAGCCUAUUUCUCCGCUUCAAGAAGGACGUCUGUUUUGAGGACGUUGCGGCCGCUCUGGAAGCGGUUGUUGCCCACCAUCCAAUGCUUCGAUCACGCUAUAGUCGGGGGCCUGAUGGCUGGAUGCAGCUUAUUUUGCCUGAUGUCGCAGGAUCGUACAACCUCCGCCGCCACUCGAUAUCCUCUGAUCGCGAACUUGAUACCAUUAUCGGACAAACCCAGCUCUCCAUCGACAUCGAGAGGGGACCGGUCUUCGCUGCCGACUACUUUACCACCCACGACGGACAGCAGCUGAUCUAUCUUGCUGCUCACCACCUUGCUGUUGACCUACCCUCAUGGCGCAUCAUCAUCCACGAUCUCGACGAGCUUCUGGACUCGGGAAGUUUUCUGUCCCAAAGGUCGAUGCCCUUCCACAAAUGGGUCGAGCUGCAAAAGUACGAUGUCCAAGGGAGAGACCCAAAAGAGUUCGUGCCCUUCAAAGUCCAACCGGGAGAUUAUACCUUUUGGGGUCUGCGAGAAAUCCCCAACGCGUACGGCGACACGCAAGACAUUAGCUUCGCUCUCAGCUCGGAGCUGACGGCGAUCCUGCAAAGUUCUUGCAACCAAGUUUUCAAGACUGAUACGGUCGACAUCUACCUCGCUGCGCUCAUGUUGUCGUUUGCACAAACAUUUCCCGAUCGGUCUGUGCCAGUGGUUUGGAAUCAAGAGCAUGGUAGGGAUAUGUGGAGGUCUGACAUUGACAUUUCCGAGACAGUAGGGUGGUUCACAGCCCUGUGCCCGAUAGCCCAAAAGGUAGAAGGUACAGAUGACUUCAUCGACGUUCUCCGACAUGUCAAAGAUACGCGCCGGUCAAUACCAGCUCAUGGAUCCAAAUAUUUUGCGUCACGGUUCUACAACAACGCUGGGCCUGACACCUUGCGCCCCGACUGGCCGUUCGAGGUCAUGUUCACCUACGCGGGCUCGCUGCAACAACUAGAGCGCAUCAACGGCGUGAUGGAGCAGUUGCCCCUUGCAAGCCGAUCAUUCGACUCCCCGACUUCGGAUAUUGGGUCGAAAGUGGGCCGCGUAGCUUUGUUCGAGAUCAGCGCCAUGCUUGACAAAGGUAUCGCCAAGGUGUCGUUCACAUAUAGCAAGUUCUGCAAAGAUCAGAUUCGCAUCGCGCAAUGGGCCCAUAACUAUGAGCACCUGCUUCUCGAGGCGAUUGGCAGGCUGAGGUAUCACCCUCAUGAGCUAACGCUUGCCGAUGUUCCGCAUCUUGAUGUCACAUAUGAAGGUUUGACGAGAUUCAACAAGCAGCGGGUAGCGGGUCUGAAACUGGCAAGCGUGCAAGACGUCGAAACGAUCUACCCGGUGACUGCCGUACACCAGGCCAUCUUGAUCAGUCAAGCUCAGCGACCAGAUACGUGCUAUUUGCAUGCCAUCUACGAGUUUGCGUCACCACAUGGCGACUCUAUCGAUAUUGCCAGGCUAUGCAACGCGUGGCAGCAUGUAUGCAUCCGGCACCCAGCCCUAAGAACCGUCUUUACCGAGAGCGUCAGCGAGACGGGAUUGUGGGAUAUGGUGAUCCUCCGUCGGGCAUCCCCGGAUAUGCUCUUCAUAGAUACAGCCCCUGCAGAGGAUCCAGUGUACGAGCUCGACAACCUCCCAGAUCUUCGACCGACGGACAAUAAGCCGCUCCACCGCUUGACGGUGUGCAGAGCUCCGACCAGGACGUUCAUAAAGCUGGAUAUUAGCACCGCGCUUUGCGAUUCCGUCAGCAUUCAUCUCAUUUUGCACGAUCUUCGACGAGCCUACGUCACCGAAAAGGCCAUUCCCGAACCUGCUCACUUUGGGUACCCUCACUACAUGCAAUUUCUGAGCGGAAUACGUCGUGGAUCCAGCGUUGGCUUUUGGCGUGAGAGGCUUUCCGACGUUGCGCCAUGCAUGUUCCCUCGACUUGCUGUGUCGCCUGAUGAGCAGCGCUUCGUCAACUCGUUUUUCGACUUGGAGAUCACGUCCUACGAACUGUCCGGGUUCACCAGAUCCCACGCAACCACUGUCGAUGCGAUUAUCCGUUUGGCGUGGAGUCUUGUGCUGCGAUGCUUCACCGGGUCAAAUGCUGUGUGCUUCGGCUACCAAACAAGCGGCCGCGACACCUCCGUUCCCGAGCUACAAGAUGCCGUGGGCUCGUUCGCCAACAUUGUGGCCUGCAAUUACGAACUGACGUCGUACACACCCCUUAAGAUGGCGCUGGAGGCCACUGAAGAUCAACUUACAACUAGUUUGCCGCACCAACACUUCACCAUGGCCGAGUUGGAACAUGCUAUGGGCAUGAAAGGUGGCGAGCAUCUCUUCAACUCGUGCCUAACAUUCACCGAAGAGCCCGCAGGACUAAAUAGCAAAUUCACGACGAGGACAAGCUUUGAACUCAAGCCCCUCUCGCUCAAGCAAACGUCCGAUGUGGACGUACUCGUCAAUACGCGGUUUGCUGGGGGAAAGUUGGUGGUCGACAUCGGACAACGGGUCAUGUCCGAAGAGCAGGCCCUCAACGUGGCCAAUACCUUUGGAAAAGCGAUCCGCACCAUUCUUUCCGCGCCACACAGUUCCAUUGGAACAGUCGACCUAUUCAGCGACCGUGACUAUGCCCAGCUGUUGGCCUGGGGCGCUGACUCGCCAUCUGGCCAUAGCACACGAGCUGAGACCCUUGUUCACGACCUUGUAAGCAAGCAGGCCAGCGCUCAGCCAAACUCUCAAGCCGUCUGCGCAUGGGAUGGAACUUAUACGUACCGGCAACUGGAUGAAGAGGCGACAAUCCUAGCCCAUCAUCUAGUCGAUGUGGGCGUUGGACCACACUCGGUUGUGCCUGUAGUCAUGGAGAAGAGUCGCCUUGCCAUUGUGGCAAUCCUCGCUGUUCUCAAAGCUGGUGGCGCGUUUGUCCCUAUCGAUGCCUUGGAACUAGGCUUGAUCCAACCUAUCUUUGAGCGGCUUAACUUUUCCAGGGUCGCGGUCGCUUCGGAGCGCGCUGCUCUGGUUCUUGGAAACCUCUUCGACGAUGUUGUUACCCUGAACGAUGGCCUGAUGCACAGUCUUCCCCGAGAUCGAAGAUCGCUCACCUCGAUGGCUACACCUUCCGAUCCAGCCUGUAUACUCUUCUCUCGCGUAUCUUCGGGCGAGGCUCGAGGUGUUUCCUUCAGCCACACUGCACUGUCCACAGCACUUCUGGGUCAAGGCCCCGCCGCGAAGAUUGGACCCUUGAGUCGCGUCAUGCAACUCUCUUCUUUCAAUGUUGACAUCUGCGUUUCGGAGAUCCUCACCACACUCGCUUAUGGAGGAUGUGUGUGUGUGCCGUCUGCGAACGAGCGGCUCAAGGAUCUUGCAGGCGCUGUCAACCGUAUGCAGGUCAACUGGACUUAUAUGACGCCACACCUCUCCCGUAAAGUCGAUCCGACAAAGGUGCCGACUUUGAAGGCGGUGUGCUUUAGAACUCGGAGCCUGGACGAAGACACAUACAGUGCAUGGCACGGUAAAGCCAACAUCAUCUUGGCCUAUGGGCCACACGAUAUCUGUCCUCUGGGUAUCUCCUUCCUCGAGGUCGUUGGGGUAAAUCAACUUAAAAGUGUCGGGCGCCCGUUUUGCGGUAGCUUCAUGGUCGUUAAUCCCGACGACCGCAAGAAUCUGGUCCCCGUUGGUGCCGUCGGAGAGCUGGUAGUGGAGGGGCCAACCUUGGGUUGCCAUUACCCUAACAGGGAGUCUACCUUGGGGCCAAUGUCGCCACUUGGACCGUCUGCGGGCAACACGUCACGGUACUUUAAAACUGGACACAGAGUUAGGUAUACUGAGGGUGGGUUGAUGGAGUUCAUCUCUCACAAACACGAGGACGUUGGCAUCAAGGGAAGGCCAGUAGAUACGGCGCAGAUAGAGCAGUAUCUUCGACGGUGCCUUGGACAGGGAGUUGAUGUCCUGGUAGACAAAUUGCCCUUCCGAGGCACGGAUGAUGCACCGAUAUUGGCCGCCUUCAUCGAGUUCGGGGAUAGUAUCCUCGACGGCGAAGACGACCUGACCUCAUUGGGCGCGACAGCUAAGGAGCAACUGCUCAUUGCUAGGCAGCUUGUCGAGAUUGGAUUGCGAAGCAAUGCCGCUCCGCCCGGAAUCCCGUCAAUCUUCAUCCCGGUAAAGCAUCUUCCGAUUACCCCUUCACUCAAGGUCAACAGACGUCGCCUCCAGAAGAUGAUCAGUGGGUUGUCCAAAGAGAAGCUCAUCGCACUGUGCAGUGCCUCGACAGCCAACGACGCGAAGCUCAGGUCUUUCAAGCCUCUUCCGCUGACAGACAGUGAAGAGCGAAUGAGGGUGAUCUGGGCAAAGGUCCUAGGGGUAGAGGAAGCUCGUAUCCGUGCUUUUGACGGCUUCUUUGGUGUUGGGGGUGACCACGUGCUUGCUGCUCAGUUGGUUACCGCCUGUCGGCAUGAAGGCAUAUCGAUCUCAAUCGCCGAUGUCCUCCAAAAUGUCACACUCACCAAGCUGUGCAGAACAAUGUCGCCCGUUGAGCCGCUGCAGUCCGACAGCCCAGUUUCCCUGCCCGUGUUAACCCCUUCCUCCGCUGCAUCUGACCCGAAUGCAGUCAAGCAAGUCCUCUUGGAGAAAGUCAUUGCACCAAAGGUAGGUGUCGAUGCCCACGGCAUCAAAGACGCCGCCGAAGCAACCUCGACGCAGAUUCGACAUAUGGAAACCGGAAUGCUACGCGGCCGUGCAAACAUCAACUAUUUUACGUUCAUGUUUACUGGCCCUGUCGAUGCUAAGAAGCUGGAAGAUGCGUGCUUGACGCUUGUCACCAUUCAUCCCAUCCUUCGUACCGCCCUUGUUCCGCACAACCGAAAGGUGUACCAAGCUGUGAUCAAGUCAGCUAAUGUCGAGUUCAAGAGGCACACCUGCCCCACUUGGAGGUUGAACACCGUCAUGGAGAAGUCGAUCCGGAAAGAUCAAGCCUCACCGGUAGCCUUUUGCUCUCCCGUGACCAAGUUCAUUUUCAUCGAUGGAGGAAAGCAGUCGAUACUCAUUCUUCGACUCUCCAAAGCCCAAUACGACGACCUCUCGAUGGCGCUUUUCGUCAAGGACCUCAAGAAACUAUAUGAUGGGACGCAGAACCCACCUCGUCGUCCGACCUACUGUGAAUUUGUCCGGUCCGUUCAGCUGGCCAACUCGCAAGGGGCCGAGGAGUACUGGAAGAAACUGCUUGAAGGCAGCACAGUCACCCAGAUAGUCGAGCAUUCUUUGCCAUACCGGGUGUCGGCGAACACCAAGACGCUACGCCAUGUGAUGCCUCUCGGUUCAUUAUCCAGCCUCGGGAUCUCUUACGAGACUAUCCUGAAAAGCGCAUGGGCAAUGGUUCUUGCUAGUCUCUCAGCCUCUUCCGACGUAGUCUUCGGCGAGCUUGUUGACGGCCGCCACGUCACACUAUCGGGCAACCAGUGUGUAAUGGGGGUCAUGGGGCCAACAGUCAAUCAGAUCCCCGUCCGGGUACAGUUCCCAGAUACGCCGCUUACACCGUUGGGCCUGCUCCAGUACGUCCAGACGCAGCGGAUAUCCAGCAUACCCUUCGAGAACCUGGGGACACUGAAUAUCGUGGAGAAGUGCACCCCAUGGCCGUACUGGACUCGCUUUAGCACUCUGAUCCAGCACCAAUACGAGGAUACGGCCAUUGUCCCCGCGGAACCCAAGUCCUUCCAUCUCGGUACUGCCUCGUGCAAGUUUACCGUUGUCGAAUCCAGGGCUCAGGAUGUUCCUGAUCUGUUCAUUAGAUCAAUUGCACGCGGAAACAAUCGGGUCGAGUUGUCGGUCACGUUCUGUGUCGAUCGUGUCCCUGAGACGUUUGCCGACGACGCGCUGCGAAUGGUCUGCGCCACCAUCAACCUUCUCACCAGCGUUAACAUCAUGCAGCCACUGAUCCCAUCCGGCUACCAAUACAAGAACAUGGAGAAGAGGAUACCACUUCCGCUUAGAGACUUGUUGGACGCAUGCACGGCGCACACCAAUGCCGGUCGGUCAGAUGCUGUCAAGGCGCUGAUAAAGGAUCAAGAACGUGGUAUUCAGACCGUCAUCUCCAAAGCGUGGACAUCGGUCAUCAACCCUCGGGCUCUGGGUGUCCCUGAAGCGCAGGUGCACAUUGCUGCCUUCUUUGAUCUAUGGGGAAGUCUCAUCCCAGCAGCCCAACUGACAACACAAUUGAACCGCGAACUGCCCAAGGCCAACAUUUCUGGAGUCGAUGCCAGCGUCGCAGUCACGAUGGAGGAGAUCGUGGAGAACCCCACCAUGGUCAAGCAGUUCGAGCUAAUAGCAGUCAAAAUGAAGAACAAAUCUAACGGCGCCAGCUCCUCAUCAUCAUCACCUUUGCCUUGUAAGAGCAAGGACAAGGAGAAGGGCAAGGACCCUGCCGUCGACAACAAGCCAACAUCGAAUGACAGCACCCGGCUUGCUCCGAUCCAAACCGUCGUCAGUAGAAAACCUAGCAUCAACCUCGCGGUUGCCAGUGUCAAGGGAACCUUCCGCCGCUUUGCCUCUACCGUUGGCCGUUCGGGCUCGGAAUCGUCGGCCAAAACCUCGUCAUCAGCUUCCGGCCAAUCUACCACCAUGGCCAUCGGCAUCGCUUCCGCCAUGGUCGCUGAGCUUGUCUCUCCCUUUUCUCCAAACGUCGUCAGUGCAAACAUCAAUGCCCGCCUCGACGUUCCUGGUCGCCAGCAACAACAACAACAGCAGCAGUCUUCUCAAAUGGCACAUCCCAGACAACCAGCCUUCGACAUGACCCUCAACAGCCCCGUCGACCCCAUAGAAAAAGACGCCACCGAAGAGCUAACCGACUCCGACCCCUCCUGGCGCUUACCCCUACUCCCCGGCGCAGCUGUGGAACUUCCCCCUUCAGGGAUUGCUUCCAGAAGAGGGACGGAACACACGAUCGGCUCCUCCACAUCGACAACUACUAGCAUGACGGAGGACGGGAGCGGCAGUGCGCGGAGUAGUCGGUACAGCGGCGAAGAGGGAAGGGGGUAUGGGGAUCAGGUUACCCCUGUCUUGCCGGUGCAGCUCAGGAUGAGUGGUACAAAUGGGAACGGGAACGGGAAGGUCCCGGCGGUGAUCGAUAUCGCGGCUGCGAACGGAUCCUGGAGGAGGGGGGGGACAACAAGUGAGGCGAAUGAUCUGGUUAGUCCGUUAAGUCCGUUAAGUCCGGGGAAGUAUGGGGGACGGCUUUUUGGUGGUGCUGCUGGAAGUAUGGCGGGUGAUGGGAAGGGGAGUGCAAGCGGAAGUGCAAGCGUCAGUGGACUGACGGUGAGGGUGUCGCCUGUUACUACGCCGAGUAGCGCUGGGGGGAUGGCGGAGGCGUUGGCACAGGGACAGGGACAGGGACAUAGACGGAGUGCGAGUGGGGGUGUAUUGAUGAAGAAGAUGGGUAUGUCGAGUGUUGUUGAGUGAACGGAUGCGGUGCGGUGCGGUGCGCUUGGGGGGUCUAGAGGGCUCAGAGCGGUGUUUUAUUUGCUUGUAGCGUGGUGUUUGGUGUUUGGUG